Messenger RNA from Botrytis cinerea B05.10, 1571 nucleotides. RefSeq lists its product as hypothetical. NCBI's taxonomy places the organism in Eukaryota, Fungi, Ascomycota, Leotiomycetes, Helotiales, Sclerotiniaceae. The record is from RefSeq and is a predicted model, not a curated record. The transcript has 7 exons. Gene Ontology annotation, molecular function: hydrolase activity, hydrolyzing O-glycosyl compounds. Bases 291 to 1430 code for a protein of 379 amino acids. Gene Ontology annotation, biological process: glucan catabolic process.
GACCAAUCUUGUCGUGCGAGUUCCUGAUCAGCUGGAAUUCUUCACGGUGAUAUAGCAAGGAUUCGCAGGGUAUAAGGAUGUUUCGGAAUGCUUCAAUCUAUUCGGAUGCUACCCGUCAUGGAUCAUUUCGGCAUUGUGGGAGAUGUUUCCCUUAGUUUCUCGUGGUGGAUUUUUGGUAUAUAGAUAGAUGAUUGUCCUGAAGUACCCAUUUUCUUCUGAGCAUCCAUCUUGCAAAUUUUUUGGCUUUGUAACUCAAGUCUGUGUGAUUUUGAGAAAAGACCUAAUUAAUCAUGCUUUUGAAAAGUUUUGUCGCCGCGAUUGGUGCCUUUGUGGCUUCGGUGGAUGCUACCAUUUACUAUGCAGGAGUAGCUGAGAGUGGUGGAGAGUUUGGAGUUUACAGUGGAACCGGUACCGUGGGAACAGGAUUGCCGGGUGUGUUUGGUCAGGAUUAUGCAUUCAUUAACACAUCUGCAAUUGAUGUUUACGUGGAUAAGAACAAGGUCAACCUAUUCCGAGUAGCAUUCCUACUCGAGCGAAUGUGCCCUCUCGCUACCGGUUUAGGUGCUACAUUCGACGAAACUCAUUACGGCCACUUCGCGGAUGCAAUCAACUAUAUCACUAAAACCAAGUCAUCCUAUGCCAUCCUAGACCCUCACAAUUAUAUGCGUUACAAUGAUCCUUCUUCUCAGCCAUUCUCUGGAUCCGUGAUCGGUAACACAUCAGAUCCUAAUGCUGCAACCACGGCACAAUUUGCUGCAUUUUGGGGUGAGUUGGCGAAGAGAUUCAAGAGUAAUACGAAAGUUAUCUUUGGAUUGAUGAAUGAGCCUCAUGAUAUGGCCACGAGCUUGGUAGUUGCAAAUAAUCAAGCUGCCAUUACUGCGAUUCGUAAGGCCGGUGCUAAGAAUCUGAUCUUGGCACCAGGAAACUCCUGGACAGGAGGACAUGCUUGGACCCAAGGCAGCGACCCAUCUAGCGCCCUGAUGCAAACUCUCCAGGACCCUCUCAACAAUACCGCAAUGGACAUCCACGAAUAUCUCGAUGUUGAUUUCUCAGGCGGCCACUCUGUCUGUGCAUCUUCAGCUCCAGAAAAUCUCGCCCCUCUGACCGCUUGGCUCAAAACCUACAAUCUCAAAGCCAUGAUUACUGAAUUUGGUGGUGCUAACGGCACAGAAUGCGCUCCAUACAUUAAAGGAAUUGUUGAUUACAUGGCGCAAAACGAAGAGUAUAUAGGAUGGACAGCUUGGGCGGCUGGACCCUUUUGGGGAACUUACUCGCCAUGUUGUGCAGAUUCGCAACAGUGGGGAAGUUUGGAACCGGGAAGUGUUGCUUCGGAUGGAAGUCCAGGAUUGUACACAACUGUUUGGUUAAAUGUUAUCCAACCAUUGUUGCCAAAGACGUUGCAGAAGUCGGGAGCAGCAACUGUGCACUGAAAUUAGUUGGAGUGUGAUCCGAGUGUUGUGAUUUGAAUCAAACCCCAGGUCACUUUUUUGGACGACUUUUUUUCUUAGAUUGUAUUGUCUAAGUCACAGAAACAGUUAGUUCUAUGUAUAUAAAUCUGAAUGUGAUCUUCA